AUGUCGACAGCCGUGCAAGCCUCCCCGGCCAAAGAGCUGGGCUUCUCCUACAAGCAGGGGGUCAACUGGUCCGAGUACCUGGACUUCCGCCCCGUCUAUCCGCCCUCGUUCUUCGAGCACAUCUACACCUACCACGCGCAGAAGCCAAACUCCUCCUGGUCCGUGGCCCACGACAUCGGCGCCGGCUGCGGCGUCGUCUCCGCCGGUCUCGCCUCCAAAUUCCCGCGUGUGAUCGUCUCCGAUCCAAACGACGGCUUCGUGACGCUCGCGCAGACCCUCCUGGAAAAAGACACAGCAUCGUCCUCAACCUCAUUCCGAUUCCUCCAAGAAGGCGCCGAAAAGAGCUCCGUCGACGCCGGCACCGUCGACGUAGCCAUCGCCGCCGAAUGCAUCCAGUGGACCGACACCGCGACUGCCAUCCGCGAGAUCCGGCGCGAGCUCAAAGUCGGCGGGACCUCGGUCAUCACGCACUACACCGUCCCGCGGAUCGUGGGCAACAACGAAGCCCAGAAAGUAUGGAAGGCGAUCUGGGACGAGUACGCGAGGCGCGCGACGGGCCCGCUGCUGGACCACGCGGUGUCGAUCGUCAACACGGCGCUGGACUGCCUCGAGUUUCCGGAGGGGGAGUGGGAGGGCGUGCGACGGAUCCACGUCAACGCGCAGGGGAGUCUGGAGAGCUACCGGCUCGACUCUCGGAGCAGGGAGAGCAAGGUCAGGGACUCGGAGGAGGUGGCGUGGGUGGAGGGGGACGACGACUGGGCGGACGAGCAGGGCCUGGCGUGGUUCAAGGGAUACCUGGCGACGUGGGUGCCUGUUGUGCCGGAGCAGGAGAUCCAGCAUCUGUGGGCUGAGUUGGAGACGGCGCUGGGUGGGCAGAAGGUGCGGAUUGAGACGCCGUUGACGAUUGUGUUUGCCACGAAGGCGUAG
Molecule: messenger RNA, 927 nt
Organism: Aspergillus mulundensis
Lineage: Eukaryota; Fungi; Ascomycota; Eurotiomycetes; Eurotiales; Aspergillaceae
Product: class I SAM-dependent methyltransferase
Exons: 1
Coding region: 1-927 (308 amino acids)
Molecular function (GO): S-adenosylmethionine-dependent methyltransferase activity
Source: RefSeq, a predicted model, not a curated record